AUGGUAUGGUAUGGUAUGGUACAGAGGGAAGAAGGUUAUGUCGUCUUUAAAGUUGGGGUGAAUGGGUGGAGUUGGUUGGGUGGACCGGUCAUAGAUGCGGAAGUCGAUAUACAUAAUGAGGGUGUUGGAUUUAUAGUGGUGAUGGUGAGGGUGAUGGUGAUGGGUUAUGAGUAUAUUGGAGUGGAAGAAAUAAUUAAUUGA
Sclerotinia sclerotiorum 1980 UF-70 is the source of this 201-nucleotide messenger RNA. RefSeq lists its product with no specific name. The transcript is spliced from 4 exons. The record is from RefSeq and is a predicted model, not a curated record. Bases 1 to 201 code for a protein of 66 amino acids. Lineage: Eukaryota; Fungi; Ascomycota; Leotiomycetes; Helotiales; Sclerotiniaceae.